Messenger RNA from Glycine soja, 1830 nucleotides. RefSeq names its product histone-lysine N-methyltransferase EZ3-like. The coding region runs from base 1 to 1482 and encodes 493 amino acids. Lineage: Eukaryota; Viridiplantae; Streptophyta; Magnoliopsida; Fabales; Fabaceae. The transcript is spliced from 13 exons. The record is from RefSeq and is a predicted model, not a curated record. Gene Ontology annotation, biological process: chromatin remodeling. Gene Ontology annotation, molecular function: protein binding; histone methyltransferase activity.
AUGGCUGAAGACCAAUCUAUCAUUGGAAAAAUGCAGAUGUACUAUGACAAAAAUGGUGGUGAAAUGAUGAUAUGCAGUGACAAUGAGGAAGAAAUGGUGAAUCCCAAAGAUGCCAAACAUGACUUUACGGAGGCUGAAGAUCUAAUUUUGCGGAUGACACUUGAGGAAUGCAAGUCUUCUGAGGAGGCAUUGAGUAUCAUACAAGAGUUUGUUAAGACUACUGAUUCACAAAUUCAGAGUGAAAAGCAACAAGUGUGGUCUGAACAUGAAGGUGAUAAGCAACCAUGCAGUGACCAGUGUUACCUACUGGACAAGGGAGUUAUGGAAGGACAAAAAGAUAUUCAGUUGUCUAAUUCAACGAAAGUGCAAGCUGAUGAGAUGACAAAUAACUCAAAUUGGAAACAGCUAGAGAAAAAUUUAUAUUUGAAGGGAGUAGAAUUGUUUGGAAAAAAUAGUUGCCUUGUAGCUCGAAACUUACUUCCUGGCUUUAAGACUUGCUUAGAAGUAGCUAGGUACAUGUUUGCUAGUGGAGAGUCAAUGCCUUAUGAAUCCAUACCAAGUUCAAUCACAGACAUAAAUGAUAAGAUUAAUGCAGAGUACAUAGACCAAGAAAUGCCAUCAAGAUCACGGUUGUUGCGAAAGAAGUGCAAGACUAGAAAGUUUAGUUAUUCUCAUAAAUCUAUUGCUCUCUCAUCUAGAUGCAGAAGAAUUGAUCAUGGGAAAGACCAAUGUGAUAAGCAAUAUACUCCAUGUGGGUGUAAGGGAAUAUGCAUAGAGGGAUGUCCUUGUCUUAGUACGGGAACUUGUGAAAAAUACUGUGGGUGUUCAAAGUUAUGCAAUAAUCGAUUCAAAGGAUGUUAUUGUUUUAAGAGUCAAUGUAGAAGCCAACUAUGUCCAUGCUUUGCAGCAAACCGUGAAUGUGACCCAGAUGUCUGUCGAAAUUGUUGGGUUAGUUGCGGUGAUGGUUCAUUAGGGGAGCCACCUCGACACGGAGAUGGUCAAUGUGCAAACAUGAAUCUUCUUUUAGGGAAAAAAGAAAGGAUUCUUUUGUCAAAGUCAAAUGUUGCAGGAUGGGGAGCCUUCACAAAGAACCCAAUUAUAAAAAAUACUUGUCUAGGAGAGUACACAGGUGAACUAAUCACUCACAGAGAAGCAGAGAAACGUGGGAAACUAUAUGACCGUAUAAACAAUUCAUAUCUUUUUAACGUCAAUGAUAAGUGGGUUAUUGAUGCACGCCGCUUUGGGAAUAAGUUAAAAUUUGCAAAUCACUCAUCAAAACCCAACUGCUAUGCAAAGGUGAUGUUGGUUGGAGGAGAUCAUCGAGUUGGCAUAUUUGCCAAGGAAAACAUUAAAGCCGGUGAUGAGCUUUUCUAUCAUUAUUACUAUAAUGAAGAGUGUGCACCACCAUGGGCUCUUCCACCAAAAGUCGAGGCUUCUAAGACACAUAAAUAUGUUUCUCAGGGCAGGGCAAAGAAACAUUGAUCUGAUUGAUGAAACCUAGCUAAGGAACCAAGGCUUAGCUAAAACAAUGACGAGAGAUUUAAGGCUUGAUAUAGCCCAUCCAAUCAAGAAUACCAACUAAGUUCUCAAUCAAGAUUUUGUAUCGAAGAACAAAGGUGGAAAAGACGGUGUUGAUUCUUCUAAGUAAGUCCAUUCUAAGAGUCCAAAGACAAACAAGGCCCCAAAAGAGGCUUGUGUAAAGAGAACAUCGAGCUUGAGCUUGAUAUUACUUUAAUUUCCCUUAAAGCUUUCAAUUUUGAUCUGAAAGGGUAUUCUAAUGUAAAAACUCAUUUUUAUCAAUAGUCCGAGAAGAAUUUGAAGUAGAUAAAA